GUUUUGGUUCCUAUUGUCUUGUUAAUGGUCUGUGUUUUUUUCUCUACAUGCGAGUUACAUUUCUGGAAGCGUUUCCUGUUUUCCUUAUGUCUCAUCCGGGAAACACGGCUAUUGUAGACUAUCAAACGAGUGCACAAAAAAAUGACGGUUGACGGCUUACGGUGACUGGACGGAUGACUUUAACCCUGAAAAAAGACUGUCUUGUUGCUUUGAACCGGAGCUGUCUGAUGGUAGCUUGCCUUGUCUGACAGACAGGCCUGGAUGGCUGAUCAGAGGAGGCAUGUGGUGCUAAAGGGUCUUGCAGCACAUGCAUCGGAAUGACACAGAGACCCACCAAUGGUAGGAUCCACCUACCGUUUCUUCUUGUACUUGUGGGAUAUGCGAUGGCUGGACUCCAGUUGUGGCCCUCUGUCCACGUUGCCCUGAGCAAUGCCAGCGUGUUUGUGGAUUAUAACACUGACUGCAAUGGCACUGGCCACAACCUGACCAUCUCUCUGGUGGACAUAGGAAGUAACACCACCUUGCUGACCAGGUACCUCCCCUACAACCAGUCAGAAGGUAGGAUGGAGUUCGACUGUUCCUGCUUUCUCUACGCCGGCAGUUUCCGAUUCCUCCUGGAACGAACAAGUGACCAGAACGCCUUAGCCAAUGGCUCAGCCACCUGGUGGUGGAGUCCAGUACUGCAGAUCAGCUGGCCAACCUUUCAUAUUUCCGUCGAGCAGGCCAACAAUCGCACCUCCGGCUCCUUCCAAAUCGGUGUGUCCACCAAUGACCACUUCCACGCAUGCGCCAUCGACGGAGCGUCCAGGCUCCUCCUGGAGGUCACCUACCUGGAGUACAAUCAGAUCGGCAAGAACAACAUCAACAAGAUCCGGGCACAGACGGAGCACGAGAUCACAACGCUGAGGUCGCAGCACGUGGACCUGGACUGCGUCUUCCCCUUUACCGAGCACGACUUCAUCCGAGUGGCCCUGAAGUCUCCCCACACCCAGCAAGAGAUCAAGGCGUCUGUACCCCUCUACCUGUCUCGCAUCUUCCCCUAUAAGCUCUUGGUGGACAGCAACCACAGGAGCGGGUGCAAUAGGGCAGUUACUGUGCGUCUGGUCCCCCCACCCUGUGCCUUCACCUAUGGGAGGGUGUUUGUAUACCGGGACGGAGCGUCCAAGAUGACCGGGUCUGGGUCCUCCUCCUCUGGCACCGAGGAAGCCACACUUCCUGCUCACCUGGCUUACAAUUGGCUGACCCAGGGGGAAAACGAGACUGAGUUCAACUGCUCUGUCUUUGACCCCGGGAAGAAUAAGUACUGCUUCCGGUUCAUCCUCAACUCCAGUCGCUCACCGAGUCCUGCACAGACCUGUACAGUGGUGCAGAGGAUUGCAGAGACAUGGGGUCCGUGGCAGCCGUGGAGCCGCUGUAGUGUGACCUGUGGGGAGGGCAUUCGGGAGCGCACACGCAAGUGUUUGGUGCCAUCUGGUGGGGCGAUGAUUCGGUGCACAGGCUUGGUGAAGGAGCAGUCACACUGCUCCCUAGAGGAUUGUGUAGUUCCCGUGCCAGUGCCAUCAAUGCUCCCUCCUAAGUCUGGCUCUUCACUGCAGGGUAACCUAGUAGGUCUGGCAGGAAUCUCCCUGUGCCUGGCAGUGAUUGUAGCCACGAUUCUCAUCACUGUCUGGAGGAAGGUGUGCCGUGCGGCCAAAUGCAGCUCGGUGCGUCGCAGCUCCGUGCACUCACCUGGCGGCCGCAAGAACUCGGACGAGGCAUCCAUCUGUGGACACAGCCUCCAGCGGCCGAGCUUCUCCGACAGCCUCCAGGCCGCUCCUGCCCUUCUGAAGGGCCCACCUCUCGCUGCUGGAGUGUCCAGCCCACCGGAGAGGGUCUUUUCAGGGGGGCAUCAACAGAACCUGUCCCUCCCUCUCACCCUCAGCCCUCAGGACCCGGAGAGACUGUCUCCGUCGGGGCAGAAAAUCGUGCCGCCAAUUUUUGGCUACCGGCUGGCCCAGCAGCAGCUGAAAGAAAUGAAGAAACGGGGCUUAAAGGAGGCCACCAAGGUCUACCACGUCUCCCAGAGCCCCAUAGAUGACACCAUGCUGGAGGCUUUGGAGUCCACGCAGAGCGGCCUCACCGCCACACAGCAGGACAGCGAAAGCCAGGACGACUCCAACCUCAGCCGCUACCGAAUCAAGUCUCCAUUCCUGGAGGGAGCCUGGACACCUUCCAAAGCUUCCAAAACCCUCCCCGACAGACUCGGCCCGAAAGCUGACUACAGUCUGGGGUCCCCGACGGCAGGCUUCAGCGCACAGAAGAGGGAGCGGACGGCCGAUUGGGUGGAGAUGGUGGAGCGCAGCGGCGUCGGCUUAUCCAAGAACCCCAACUUCAGGCGCACGUCCAGCUUCCAUGAGACCAAGCUGCACCAGCAGUCUACCCCAGUAUCAGCGGUGGCUGCCAGGCCCUUCCGGGAGCGGAGCAUGACCCAGGUGACACCACGGCAGAUCCCCGAGGGAAGCUGCAAGACGCGGGGAGCGUGGGAGCAGCCGCCCCCCAUCCGUGAGAGCGAGCCCUGGGCCCCCGGGAAACCCAGAACCUCUGAAAGCACAACAGACAGCAGGAGGCGGCCGUGGAUAGAGGCGUCACCGUGUCUCAUCGACCUCAAGGCAAACACAGGAGGGCUAGCCAGAAGUGUUUCAGCCGGAACGGACACCAGCGCCAGACCGGUGGCUGCCCCGGUUGAGAGACACCGAGGGGACGUUCCCAGCCCACCACCGGCUCUCGGGCUGAGCAGGGCCGAGCAGGCCGAGCAGAACUGGAACCGCCGGGGUCCGUCGCCGAUCCAGCGGAACAUCCUGGCGCGGAAGCUACGUGAGGCCAAUGCUAACCCUAACGCGAAUGCUAACAACGCUAAUGCGGCUUAUCAUCGGCAGCGCAGCGCCACUUUCUCCGCGACGGCGCAGCGGAGAGACCGCUGCCGCAGCCUCCCGCUCUCAGGUGACUACAGCAAUGCCUGUGCCAGCUCACCCUACGGCCUCUCUGAGGCAGAGAAGCGCAUGAUCGACCUCCCAGGACACCUGGGAGAGGAGGGGGAGGGAGUGGAGCCACCGCCAGGAUUGGGAAUGCACAGGCGCACCUGAGGUAACACCAGUGACUGGGGAAAACAUACACUACCAGUCAAAAGUUUGGACAUGUGCAUUUGUACAUGUAGCAGUCACUAUUCGAUGUGAAUUUCCUUUGAUACACUGUUAAACUACUGAAUGUUUAUUGUACCAAAUGUUGUUUUUGAUUAUGAUUACACAAUUUCACUCACUCUAAUCACUGAUUGUCAUUUGAUUGUCAUUUGCUUUCAUUUUUGGGCAUAGAGGAAGGAACUGAAUGCCCAUAGUACUACCUGUAUAAUAGGAGUCUAGUGUGGAUCAUUUCAUGGUAUUUAGCAGUUUCUCAUCUAAACAGGAACUGAAAUCUACUUUUAGUGCAUUUGUAGCAACUCACUCAUGAUCAUAAAUCUGUUCCAUCUGAAGGACACUGAAGAUAUAACUUCAUAGGGCCUUGACGUGAACAAUAGAUUUGUUGAAAAAUGUCACGAAUGGCUUAAUCUCCAUGCACAAAUUGUUCAAUAAGCAGAUAACACUGGGGAGAGGUUAUUGUAUUUGUUUUAUCGUGUUUAACCUUUCUUUUUUAACUGUUCUGUCAAUGUGCACUGUGGUUAACCAUGCACAAAUGUACUGUUUUUUUAAUACUUUUAUAGAAAAUGUAUUAUAUAUAAAAUCUGCCUGUUUGAUACGUUUUUCAUGCAAAUAGCAGAGUUUUUUUUAAAAAAAAGAAACACAACCAAGGGGCCAAAUUCAAAUGCUGGUUUUAUUAUCA
This is a messenger RNA of Alosa alosa (allis shad), 3852 nucleotides long. RefSeq names its product thrombospondin type-1 domain-containing protein 1. The transcript is spliced from 6 exons. Gene Ontology annotation, cellular component: cell periphery. Lineage: Eukaryota; Metazoa; Chordata; Actinopteri; Clupeiformes; Clupeidae. The record is from RefSeq and is a predicted model, not a curated record. The coding region runs from base 318 to 3122 and encodes 934 amino acids.